Messenger RNA from Cynoglossus semilaevis (tongue sole), 3271 nucleotides. RefSeq names its product cyclic nucleotide gated channel subunit beta 1. Lineage: Eukaryota; Metazoa; Chordata; Actinopteri; Pleuronectiformes; Cynoglossidae. Gene Ontology annotation, biological process: retina homeostasis; monoatomic cation transmembrane transport. Bases 335 to 2320 code for a protein of 661 amino acids. Gene Ontology annotation, cellular component: photoreceptor outer segment; intracellular cyclic nucleotide activated cation channel complex; plasma membrane. The record is from RefSeq and is a predicted model, not a curated record. Gene Ontology annotation, molecular function: protein-containing complex binding; intracellularly cGMP-activated cation channel activity; cGMP binding. The transcript has 15 exons.
UCCAGUCACUAGAGGUGAAAUGUCUUCAAGAAACCUACUCCGUCCAGUUGCUCAUUUCUAGUCCUUUCUAUCCUGGUCACUUCCAGUGAAAAUGUCACCUCUACUCCCUUGGAGUACUGGCCUAACUCUCAAUUACACAUGUAAUUGUAUCUUAAUUUGCUGACCAUGUUUGUUUUAAUUUAAUUUUUUGUUGUUUUUUUUUUGUUUUAAUUUGCCUGCUCGUGUUUGCUUACAUCCACUCCCCACAAAGUUCUUAAUAAUAACUUUUAUUGUAGAGUAACUUUUUGCAUUUAAUUCUUGCAAGAAUUUUGUACACCUAAUUUCAUUUUUCAAAAUGUGUGAGGCUUUACAUUUCCACUGUGCAUUGCUUUUUUUUUUUUUUUUUCCAGUAUGUGCUGAUGUCCCAACACUGAAGAUUGAGCAUGUCGUUCAGGAUGCUGAGCAGAUAACUCCACAACCACCACUUACUCCUCCAAAUAUGGUUGACACAAUGAUUUCAAAUCCCAGCGAUCAGCCUUCAUCAGCAGCAAGCUACGGCAUUGUGGUCCAGGACCGCCUCAGUCAGCUUGUUGGGUUGUUCAAAGACAGAACAGAGCACAAAAAAGAUAAGCUGUUGGACCCCGAUGAAUCUGAAGAGGAAGGCUCUUCUCCAAGCCCAAACAGAGCCCCACAACCUCCUCCUCCACCUCCACCUCCACCGGAGGACAAGAACAGCGAGGCACCUAUCACAGCUGAAGCCGAAGUACAAACAGAGCUUCACUUUAAGCUCUGGGGUUUUCAAGUAGAACUGCCCAAACGUCCGGUGAUGCCAAACUGGCUUCAUGCCAUAUUAGAUUAUCGUUUUCCCUCCAGCAUUGACCCAUUCACUAACCUCAUCUAUGUGAUUUGGCUGUUCUUUGUGGUGACAGCAUGGAACUGGAACAUGUGGCUGAUCCCAGUCCGUUGGGCUUUUCCUUACCAAACCCCUGAAAAUAUCCACCUAUGGCUGUUAAUUGACCUGACCUGUGACUUAAUCUACGUCACUGACAUCCUUGUUUUCCAGCCCAGGCUGCAGUUUGUCCGAGGAGGAGACAUUGUGUGUGAUAAGAAGGAAAUGAGGAAAAACUACAUGCAAACUUUGAGAUUUAAGAUGGAUGUUAUCAGUUUGUUUCCAAUGGAGAUAUUUUACACCAUUACAGGGGUGAACUCUCUACUCAGGAUACCACGUCUACUAAAGUACAUGGUUUUCAAUGAAUUCAAUGACAGAAUGGAAGCUGUGAUGAAGAAAGCCUACAUCUACAGGGUUAUCCGAACCUCCACGUAUCUUCUGUACUCCCUUCACAUCAAUGCCUGUCUCUUCUACUGGGGCUCAGCAUACGAAGGACUGGGAUCCACUAAAUGGGUCUAUAAUGGAAAAGGCAAUGCUUACAUUCGUUGUUACUACUUUGCAGUGAAGACCUUGAUCACUAUUGGAGGACUGCCUGACCCGACUACUGUCUUUGAAAUCAUCUUCCAGAUGAUCAACUACUUUGUCGGUGUCUUUGCCUUUUCCAUCAUGAUUGGUCAGAUGAGAGAUGUUGUUGCUGCAGCAACCGCAGGGGAAAACUACUACAGGUCAUGCAUGGACAGCACGGUCAAGUACAUGAACUCUUAUAAUAUUCCUCGAGAGGUCCAGAAUCGCAUCAAGACCUGGUAUGACUUCACUUGGAAGAGCCAGGGCAUGCUGGACGAACAGGAGCUGCUCGUUCAACUUCCAGUUAAGAUGAAAUUGGAUGUCGCCGUGGAUGUCAACUAUGCAAUCAUAAGUAAAGUUGCCCUGUUUCAGGGCUGUGACCGACAAAUGAUUUUUGACAUGUUGACCAGACUCAAAUCUGUUGUCUACCUGCCUGGGGACUUUGUAUGCAAAAAGGGGGAGAUUGGCAGGGAGAUGUACAUCAUUAAACAGGGGGAGGUACAGGUGGUAGGCGGUCCUGACCUGCAGACUGUGUUCGUCACCAUUAAGGCUGGCUCAGUGUUUGGAGAGAUCAGUUUGCUGGCAGGUGGUGGCGGGAAUCGCCGUACUGCCAAUGUAAAGGCACAUGGAUUUGCAAAUCUCUUCAUCCUGGAUAAGAAAGACCUAGCCGAUAUCCUCGUGCACUACCCCGAGUCUCAGAAGCUGCUCCGGAGGAAGGCUAAGAAGAUGUUAACAAAGGACCAGAAAGCAGACGACAAGAAUCUUGAUAAAGUGGAAGUCAUACCGCCCAAAUCAGAAAGUCCAAAACUCUUCAGAGCAGCAUUGAAGGUAGCGGAGCAGGCAGGAAUAGAGGGAGCCUUUGCCAAACUGAGGAAAGCCUGCAAAUAAUUUAAGAGAGCAGCAAAGGUAUGACAACCACAUGGUAUCAUGAUAAUAUCUGUGGUUGAUGUUGUGUGCAAAAUGACCAUAUCGUCAUUUUUUUUUUUUUUUGCAACUUUCCCAAACUUUCCAAACUUUUUGCUCCUGACAUGUCUCACUUUGGCAUAAGUCACUGAACAAUUUGAGGCUGCCCUGUGCCACUUGCUGCAGGAAACACGCAGCUUUUGAGCACCCUCUGGUGGUUGUCUGACUAAUAGUUGACAUCAAGUGCUUGAUUUCAUAUGGAGCACAGCCUGAUUUUUAAAUGUAAAUAUUAAUUUAUUCAUGGCCACCACAAUCAUGAUCGUGAAUAAUAUUUCAAUUAAUUGAACAGCCCUAACUGGUACACUUACGUCAUUUUUGCCAGAAAUUUAAAAAGGGUCCCAACUUUAAAAAAGGGCCACAACCUUGCUUAUAAAAGCCUUUGUGUACCGGCUCUGCAAUUACCAGUAGUUCUUUGGCUAAUCUUUAACAAAUAAGUAAGGACAAUACUCCAGUAAAAUUAGCUUUCUAACUUUCUAACUAAAUUGUUUCAUUUUGGUAACAUUCCGCCACAUGGGGAGCCAUUACACAAUACCUAGCUUUGUACAGUUGCUGUGGACAAACUGAAAAGAAUGGACAACAAACAUGUCACUAAAGCAAGAGAGGACAAUGCUGUCCAGCGCUGUUCUUAAGUAGGAGAAAAACUUUUGUUGGCAAUGCAGCUGUUGUUUUUAAUUGCUUCGAGAAAAACCGUAGAAGGAGUGAUGAUGAAAACCCCUCAAUUUUUGUUUUGGUCUUCUAUUGUUAACAAUUUAUAGAGAACAUUUUGGAUUGGAAAAUAUAUUACAAAUGUGACUUUUAAAAGAAAAAAAUAAAGCAAAAAUAAAAACAGGUAUUAUUAAAUCAUAAUUGUUUACCUAAAGGCAAACAUUUGUUUUA